Molecule: messenger RNA, 5402 nt
Organism: Bacillus rossius redtenbacheri
Lineage: Eukaryota; Metazoa; Arthropoda; Insecta; Phasmatodea; Bacillidae
Product: proton-coupled amino acid transporter-like protein CG1139
Exons: 11
Coding region: 201-1682 (493 amino acids)
Biological process (GO): amino acid transmembrane transport
Molecular function (GO): L-amino acid transmembrane transporter activity
Source: RefSeq, a predicted model, not a curated record
GAAAGUUACCGCGCAGUCCGUCGCGAACCGCGACUCCGACCGGCAGCGGCGCGGCGAGGCGCGAAAAAGGCCAGUCGAUGCCUCGCGCCGAAACUACGUCUCCGAGGCAUCGGCAGAUCGAGCCUCGCAGUACUUCGAGCUACUUGCGACGAACAACGACGAUCUGAAAUUAUUGCGACGUCGAGAAUUCAGUCAGUGAGAUGAGUCACACGAAUUUGGGAUUUACCGGCUCCCAUGGACAAGGCAUCCAGCAACUGGACCUGGAGGAGGCCGGGAGAAAGUCGGGCACUGAGAUGAAGACGAGAGGAACUCCGCUCGCCGCGGUGAAUGAGAAGAGUGAGAAAGUCAGCCCUCUGAGUGGCGUGUUCGUGCCGGAUGUCAAAGAACUCAAGAAGAAACAGAUGGACGACUACGAUCCCCAUUUGGACAGACAACUUGAGAACCCUACCAACAACACGGAGACCUUGCUGCACUUGCUGAAGGGCAGCUUGGGCACGGGCAUCCUGGCCAUGCCGAACGCCUUCUACCACUCCGGAUACGUCCUGGGGGUCGUGGGGACCAUCUUCAUCGCGUUCGUGUGUACCUACUGCAUACACAUGCUGGUGAAAUGCGGCUACGAGCUGUCCAAAAGAAAGCGUGUGUCGAAACUCAGCUUCCCCGACACAGCGCAAGCCGCCUUCAUGGAAGGACCCGGCGUGUUCCAGAAGAUUGCCCCGUACGCCGGGCACGUGGUGAAUGUGUUCCUGCUGAUAUACCAGCUGGGAACUUGCUGCGUCUACGUGGUGUUCAUUUCCACGAAUCUGCAACAGGUGUUCGAGGAGUACUCGUUGAAGCUGGACGUGCGCAUCUUCAUGGUGAUCAUGCUGCUGCCGCUGAUCCUCAUCAACUGGGUGCGCAACCUGAAGCUGCUGGCGCCCUUGUCGGCGGUCGCCAACGUCAUCCAGUUCGUGAGCUUCGGCAUCAUCCUGUACUUCAUCGCCCGCAACAUGCACGGCCUGGACGACAUCGAGCAGUUCGGCGAGCUGUCGCAGAUACCUCUCUUCAUCGGCACCGUGCUCUUCGCCUUGGAGGCGGUGGGCAUGAUCCUGCCGCUGGAGAACAACAUGAAGACGCCGAAGUCGUUCGGCGGGACGUUCGGCAUCCUGAACAUCGCCAUGUCAGUGAUCAUCGCCCUGUACGUGGGCGUGGGGCUGUCGGGCUACAUCACGUAUGGCAAGUUCGCCGAGGGAAGCAUCACCCUCAACCUGCCCAAAGGCGACAAGCUGGCGCAGAGCGUCAAGGUGCUGCUGAGCGCCGCCAUCUUCGUGUCGCACGCGCUGCAGUGCUACAUCGCCGUGGAGAUCGCGUGGGGCCACUACCUCUUGCCUCGCCUCGAGGGCCACAAGCACCGCACCUUCAUCGAGUACGUGGUGCGCUGCAGCCUCGUGCUCGUCACCUUUCUCCUGGCAGUCGCGAUCCCCAACCUGGAGCUGUUCAUCUCGCUGUUCGGCGCGUUGUGCCUGUCGGCGCUGGGGAUCGUCGCUCCCGCCAUCAUCGAGACGGCGACCUUCUGGUACUCGCGCGACCGCAGCCACUUCGUCGGCAUGCUGGUCAAGAACCUGCUGAUAUUGGUGUUCGGCCUGUUCGCGCUGGUCAUCGGCACCUACACAGCAUUGGUUGAGAUCGUCAAGAAGUUGUCGUAGUCCCUUCACCUUUUGCCAUGAGGGAGAAAGGGGGGGAUCUCCUCUUGCCAGAACUCCUCAGCGUGAUCCCGAAAAUGAGGAUAGCUCACCCCAACUUCCUCCAUCAGCAAGUCAAACUCCUCACGGGAAAGACGCAUGGACGCGGGGGAGGCAGCCGAAAUUUUGAGUCCCAAACAUCAUCUCCCAGUGACAUCCGAGAAGUUGAUCCAACAUGACACAGGGAAAAUCCCAAAAAUCUCUCUUCCCUGACGUAACUGCUAGACCGCAAGACCAUUUCGGAGCACCUUCAACAUACCAGCAGCUGAUCGAGUGUGACGUGUCGAUAUGGGGGAGACACCGUUGAAUAUCUUCCAUCCCAAAACAUCAGCCCCCCCCCCCCCCCCAAUUAAAAAAUCAAGAACAGAUGAUCUCCUUCCUCGGUUCACGUCUGAUCUGACAAACGUGUAGACUUGAGGCAAGGUGAAGAAUCCUGAGUCCCUAACAUCUCGUAACCAGAAGAUCUUUUCCACCGUCAACCCACAUCAUCUUCAGAAGCUCGUAGUUGGUUGGAUAGUAUGCGUCUAGGUACCACAAUGCUAGGAGUCUCGCAUCAGAAAAGUCUGAACGUCGUCAAGGCCCAGCUGACAUGACAGUCGACCAAUGUGCGCGCCCUGAGGGAAGGUCCAACAUUUCACUGGAAACAUUAGUGAAAUACGAUUGAUUCAUUAGAUUCAAGAACCUGCAGGACAGACAAUUAUAUAAUUGAAAGCCCUACAUUACAUAACGAUAUCGUUUUUUUGCGAUAUAGUAAAUUUGAACACAGGAUAUCACAGGGAAGCAAUUAAAAGUUGAAGGAUGUUAAUCUUUAAUUUAAAGGGUUUCGAUUCAUACUACUGUUUAGGUUCAAAUUAACAACCAAUUUAGUUAUAGAUACGUAUAAAACAGAACUUUUUGUCAUUUAAAUUAAUAGAAAAACAUCAGACUAGUCAAAUGAAAAAAAAAAUGCCAUGGAAAUGUAUUUGAUGAUAAUUAUUUUGAGUGUGAAUGCUCACAUUAUAAAUGAGAUAAAUAAUUACUUGUUUUUUUGGUAUUUUACAGAAAUCUCCUGUGAAAAUUUAUGUUGUUCCAUUUGUAGAUUCACAAGAAAAUAUUUUGUCAACUAGUCUUCAAAGCACCUCUUUUUAAACUUUGAUAACGUACAUCUUUUUAAUCAGUAAAACAAAAAUAAAACAUGGAAGUUUAAUUCUGUGAAUCAUUUUAGUAAUAAAAAAAUAAAUUUUUUGUAUGGAAAAUUUUACAAUUGUUCACGUUACUCAACUCACGUGCGUUUAUCAAAUACAUCGCAUUUUUUACUACAUGAGUUACCGCUGUACCAAGUUAUGAAACAUAGUUUUAAAUGUAGGUUUUAGUCUUUCCUUUUAAUCAUUGGUAGGUAUCUGAAAUAUAUUUGUAGAUAUUUUCAUCAUACGAUGCUCAAUGGCAUAAACACUCCUAUCAAUGCCAUCACUCACACAAUGCCACUGUUUUCGCGCUUUUCAUACUACAUAGUUGAAAUUUUGUAGUGUUUAAAUAAGUUUGUAUAUAGUUUGUUCCACAAAAUAUUAAACAUCCAACACAUCUUUUGUAAAGAUAAUGAGCAAUAUUUUAAAAUAUUUUCUUGUCAGUAUUAUGUAAAUAUUUAUAAAAAAACAAUUAUUUAUUUGUGUGGCUUAACCAAAACCAAUUGUCUGCCCAUUAAAUUGUUAUGCUGUUCUUAUGGUACGAUUCACGAGACUUCAUAAAAAAAGAGUGUAUUUUAUUAUGUCAUCCAAUAUUACAGAUUACUAGAGACCGGAAAAAUUCGCGGAUUCAUUUCACGAUAUGCUAGAAUCCAAGAAACUGUACCUUUAUAUUGCUUCUGUGAUUGGCUUACAGUUUAUCUGAAGGACUUUGAGCCAAUGGAAAACCUUCAACCAAAAAAGUAUCGAAUCGCGAGCGUUCCAGUCGACAGGUGUCACGAGUCAAUAGCCAAUGAGCAGGUGGCAUUUGCCUGAGUAUAUAGGCGGUUGUGGAGUCUAUCCUAUAGGUCAUCGAAAGCGCGAAUUAUUCCGGUCUCAACAGAUUACAGGUUCUUGAUUUAGUUAUAUUCGCAAAACAGUUUUUACAAACGAAAAUUGUUUAAUGUGUUUAUGGAAAAUCAAGCACAAAUAGUAUUAUUUAAAAAAAAUAUUUUUGACCGCACAAGCCACACUUUAAUUAAAGCUUUGUCAUUUAGCUUUUAUUAAUAACAUGAAAUGACAAAAUUUAAAUAUAUUAAAGUGGUUUUAAAUGUGAGAGAUUCGUGUGUAUGUUACUACUAGUGCCCAUUUAGUUCACGAAUUCGACUUUUAAUUUUUUUAUUAUUUGGUACAUAUUUUGUAUUGUAGACGCAUAUGAUUUGCGAUGACUAAUGUUAAUUGAUUUCUGUGAUAUUUGUUGUUGGCAAUUAUUGAAUUUGAUAUUUGUCCUAACUAUAGAUUUAAUUUGUUUUGUAUUAUGUUUAAAAUGUAUUGUAUUGUUUUGAACGAAGCAAUCUGUAUAGAAGUUAAGAUAUUUUUAGGAUAUAAAAGGACGCGUAACAGUUCAGCUACAUAAUUAUUAAAUGCGAAGAUAAAUAAAUUUAUAUCUUCCCUUGCCUCUCUAUAUCAAUAAAAAAUGGAUAUUUUAUUUACUAACAAAGUACGUACUCUUACAAGAAUACAAAUGUUUUCGUGAACUACAACAAUCACUAGCAAUUAUUUACUGUCAUUUGUUAAAUUUGUUGUAAACAAAUAUACAUUCAAAACUUUAAGCAAAAUAUACAUGAAAACUAGCCUAUAUUAAAAUUCCAUAGUAUCCAUUGUGUUAUGUGUCUAAAGAAGUCUAUUAUGUUAAAUACAAAUUUUUUACUAUAAUUAUUUCUCCAUGUUCGUUUGUUUAGCUUUAAGUUACUUUGAUAAUACAUAAAGGGCCUAUUCACUGUAAACAAAAUAGCCACAACCUAUGACAGUUUUAGUCAGUCACCUACAAAUAUAUAUUUGAUCAUAAAAAUAACCGUAAUAUAAGUCAAUAGUUUUAGCAGUAACAUUCAAAAGCUUUACCUUAAACCAUUUUAAAUAAUAUGAAGUAAUAUUUCACUAUGUAAUUUGUUGUCUAAAUGUUUAGAUAUAUUAUGUGAUUAUUGAUUUAUAAUAAUCAAUGUAUGACAAAGAAUUUUGAAAACUGUGUGUUUUAUAUUAAAACAUGCUUUUUAUAUUGUGAUUUAAGAGUGAAAGAUGUAAAUCGUAAAUUACAGAAUACAUAAUUUCUUUGUUGAAAUAAAUUAAUUUUAUUUCCCGUGUUUUGUUUUGUUGUUAUGCAUCCUUAGGUACAAUAUUGUCAAUUUAUAUGCAUGUAUGCUUAUAAAUUUUUGGUACAGAAAUCCAUGACUUUACGUCUUAGUUUUGUUCAAAAAUUUUCCUACCAAAUGUUCUAUUAAUAUCCUCAAUCUUAUGUAAUUGAUAUUUUAAAAAAAUGUUAUUUAAUUUUACUAAAAUUUUAUGAUAUAAAUAAAUUUACGUGUGGGUUGAAUUUAAUCAACACAACAAACAAUUGCUCUAAAAUUGUAUUCUUACCCUUCAAUGUUUACUGCCUAAACAAUAACAUAUCUAGUAACAAUUAACUGUAGUAAUUUAGAAUUAAUUUCUUUUAUUAGUGAAGUGUGUUCAAAUUCUGCGUUAAUAAACAACCAAAAAAAAAAAAAAA